Molecule: messenger RNA, 1029 nt
Organism: Schistosoma rodhaini
Lineage: Eukaryota; Metazoa; Platyhelminthes; Trematoda; Strigeidida; Schistosomatidae
Source: the annotation of a GenBank genome assembly
AUGUCAUCAGAUUCGGGACUUGAGACUGACUAUUUAACAUUGACUCGCUUCAUUAUACAAGAACAAAGAAAAUUUCCGUCUGCUACAGGUGAGCUGACACAGCUGAUGAAUGGCCUGCAAACAGCUAUCAAGGCUGUUUCAAUGGCUGUUCGUAAAGCAGGGAUGAUUAACCUUUACGGUUUAACUGGUUCCAGUAAUAUUCAAGGUGAAGAUGUGAAAAAAUUAGAUGUUCUAUCAAAUGAUUUAUUUAUCAAUAUGUUAAAAUCAUCUUAUUCAACUUGUUUACUUAUCUCAGAAGAAAAUGAUGAAGCUAUAGAAGUGGAAUUAGAUAAACAAGGAAAAUACAUCGUUUGUUUUGAUCCAUUGGAUGGUUCAUCAAAUAUUGAUUGUUUGGGUUCAAUUGGUUCAAUAUUCCUUAUUCUACGUUCACCAUUAAAUAAUGAAAAAGGUGUAGUAUCUCAUAAAAUAGCAUUACAACCUGGUCGUCAAGCUGUUGCCGCUGGCUAUGCUCUAUAUGGUAGUGCUACUAUGUUAGUUUUAACUGUUGGAACUGGUGUACAUGGUUUUACAUUGGAUCCAGCAAUUGGUGAAUUCAUACUAACACAUCCUAAUAUUUCUAUUAAACCACGUGGUAAUAUUUAUUCAAUUAAUGAAGGUUAUGCAAGUCUUUGGGAUAGUGCUAUUACAGAAUAUAUUCGAAUGAAGAAAUUUCCUGAAUCAGGUAAACCUUAUAGUGCACGUUAUUGUGGAUCUAUGGUUGCUGAUGUUCAUCGUACAUUACUUUAUGGUGGAAUUUUCCUUUAUCCAGGUACAAAACAAUCUCCUAAAGGGAAGUUAAGAUUAUUAUAUGAAUGUAAUCCAAUGGCAUUAAUUAUAGAACAAGCUGGUGGUUUAGCUACAAAUGGUAAAUUAUCUAUAUUAGAUAUUCAACCAAUUAAUAUACAUGAUCGUGCACCAAUAUUUCUUGGUAGUAAAGAUGAUAUUCUAGAAUUAAUUUAUAUUAUUAAAAAAUUCUCACAUUAUGAAUAA